Molecule: messenger RNA, 967 nt
Organism: Punica granatum (pomegranate)
Lineage: Eukaryota; Viridiplantae; Streptophyta; Magnoliopsida; Myrtales; Lythraceae
Source: RefSeq, a predicted model, not a curated record
GCCCGGUUAAGCAGACAAAAGAGGAACAAACGAACACGCCGUUGCCCAUUGUCCGUCCGCCGCGAAAUUCAGCAUGCGAGAGCUCAAAGUCGAGUCAGUUCGCCAGAUGGGUUUGAUCAAUCACGAGCUCGCGGUUCCUCUCUAAACACCAAUCUGGGGCUCCACGAGAUCCUUUAAAUAUGUCCAGGCCGAUGCUGCUUGCCUUUCUGCUGCUCGUGCUCAUAAUCACUUCUCAGUUAGAGUGGAAGCAGCCUCUUCUCGUAGACCCAGAGCCCACCCCAAGCAUCUCCGAAAAGCAAUACCAGAUUUCCGAGCGUCAAGAAGCUGUUAAAGAGAAGAUCAUCCUAUCGCAAGAGAAAAAUAUUCAGAAACUUAACGAACUCGUCCAGAGCCUCAGGAGGCAGCUGCUGCAAUGCAGGGCAGAUAAGGAGACUAGGAACAACACUGUAACUUCUCUUACAGAGCAAAUUAUCGAGCUGGAGCGGCAACAGAUCCUCGAGGAUUGACCCAGGAUGGAAUCCGGUCUCCAAAAUCUUCUUUUCCUUUUCCUAACUCACUGCUGACCCCAGAAUUGAUGACCAUGCAUGCUUUGUCGUUUGUAUGAUAUCACUCCACUGCCUAAACUACAGACGAGACGACUCACUUUCUGUGAGAUUAUUGGUUUGGUGCACCAAACGUUAGCAAAUUCAAAUGAAGAAGAUAUUUUCUUGCAUCUACUGUUUCACCCACAAUUUGCACUCACGGAGCCACAUAAAUGCUUCAUGAAUAUAAGCUGGUGGGGAUGUAUAUAUAUUAACAUGUGUGUGUGCGCGUGUUUUAGUGUUGGGUAGUUAGACACCCAGUGCAUGGAAGUAAAUGAACGCCUUGAACAGUCCCAUCUGAACUGGACCGGCUCUUCAAUGGGACUGAUAUUUGAUGUCUGUAAUGGAACUUUGGAUAAAGAAACUAGGUUUUAAUGUUUUUUGAA